This is a messenger RNA of Gordionus sp. m RMFG-2023, 2057 nucleotides long. RefSeq names its product UTP--glucose-1-phosphate uridylyltransferase-like. The transcript is spliced from 14 exons. Lineage: Eukaryota; Metazoa; Nematomorpha; Gordioida; Chordodea; Parachordodidae. The coding region runs from base 30 to 1583 and encodes 517 amino acids. The record is from RefSeq and is a predicted model, not a curated record. Gene Ontology annotation, biological process: UDP-alpha-D-glucose metabolic process; glycogen metabolic process. Gene Ontology annotation, cellular component: cytoplasm. Gene Ontology annotation, molecular function: UTP:glucose-1-phosphate uridylyltransferase activity.
AUAUAAAAUGUUUUUUAAAUGAUAUUGCUAUGUCACACUCACAAAGAUUUACGGAUUCUUUAAAUCGAUUGAAUAUUAAAGAUGAUUUACCAGGCUCUAUAUCGAACGAGAAACAAUUUUUUGAAUUAACCAAAAAGGAUUCUGAAGAUCAUUUAGCUGAAGAGUUGAACAAAUUACUUGAAACUGCAAAUCCUAAUGAUAAACCGUUUUAUGCAAAGGAAUUUGAAGAAUAUAAAAAUCUGUUUUACCACUUCAUUCAAGCAGAUGCCGAUAAGAUAGUUUGGGAAAACAUAUCUCCUUUACCACCACAAGCAUGCAUACCCUAUCAAUUGUUACCUCUUCCUUUGGAGGUAAGUGUGAGAGAUUUGCUGAGUAAGUUGGUAGUGGUGAAGUUGAAUGGUGGCCUUGGUACAUCCAUGGGAUGUGUUGGUCCUAAAAGCCUGAUCUCUGUCAGAAACAAUUACACCUUUCUUGAUCUCACUAUACAACAAAUAGAAUAUCUGAACAAACUGCACAAUGUUGAUAUUCCCUUGGUCUUGAUGAAUUCUUUUAACACAGAUGUUGAAACGGAAAGGACUCUCAAGAAAUACUCACUACUUAAAAUCAGCAUUUCCUGUUUCCUGCAGAGCAAAUUUCCCAGAAUAAAUAAAGAAACUCUUCUUCCAAUAAUUCACAGUGUACAAGAAGAAAAUCCUGAAGCGUGGUAUCCACCUGGCCAUGGCGAUUUUUACUUUUCGUUUUACAGGUCCGGCCUGUUAUCUUCAUUCAUCAAGAGCGGGAAAAAGUAUUGCUUCCUCUCCAACAUUGACAAUUUAGGAGCCACCGUUGAUUUGAAUAUUCUGCAAUAUUUGCUGAGCGCGAAGGAGGCUGAAGAACCUGAUUUCCUAGUAGAGGUGACCGAUAAAACACGAGCUGACGUUAAGGGAGGAACUCUGAUCCAAUACGAGAACAAACUCAAGUUGCUGGAACUCGCACAAGUCCCAUCCAAUCAUGUUGACGAUUUCAAGAGCAUCAGUAAAUUUAAAAUAUUUAACACGAACAAUCUAUGGAUAAAUUUGCAAGCCAUCGAGAAACGGGUCAAGGCUAAAAACCUUAACCUCGAAAUCAUAGUGAACAACAAAACUUUGGAUAAUGGCCUAAACGUGAUUCAAUUGGAAACAGCUGCUGGCUCUGCUAUUCAAAAUUUCGAUAGAUCAUUAAGUAUAAAUGUUCCGCGCAAACGUUUUUUACCGGUUAAGAAAACGUCGGAUCUGUUACUCGUGAUGAGCGAUUUAUAUGAAAUCAAAAGAAGCUCUGCCCUCGUCAUGAACCCGCUACGCGUCUUUCAGAAUGUUCCGUUAGUCAAACUAGGAGAUUUCCAUUUCUCUAAAGUGCAAGAUUUUUUGAAGCGUUUUGCCAGCAUCCCUAACAUCAUAGAACUUGACCAUCUGACUGUUUCUGGAGAUGUCACAUUUGGAAAACACGUGACUCUAAGAGGCACGGUUAUUAUAAUAGCUAACCACGGUGAAAGAAUAGAUAUUCCUACUGGCUCUAUCCUGGAAAACAAGAUUGUGACGGGAAAUUUAAGAAUUCUUGAUCAUUAAAACCUUUUUAAUUUUCGAAGAUAUUUUUGUUUUAUAUAUUCUUGCUUGCUCUAUCAUGGAAAACAAGAUUGUGACGGAAAAUUUAAAAAUUCUUAAUCAUAAAAACGUUCUUUAAUUCUAGAACACAUUUUUCUUUUAUAUAUUCUUGGCUCUAUCCUGGAAAACAAGAUUGGAAAGGGAAAGUAUUCUUGAUCAUUAAGACUUUCCUUAAUUCUUGAAAUUUUUUUUUAUUAUAUAUAAGUGUUAGUUUAAUUUUUUAUAAAUUGUCAAAAGGUUGUGAUAAUUGACAUUAUAAAUAUUUCAUAUUUUAUGGGCUCAUCUUUUUUUUAAAACAAAUUAUAAUAUUUUAUUUAUUUAUAUAUAAGCCGAUACAUACAUUUGAAAUUUAUAACUUUUAUUAAAUUAUAUAAUUUACGUGUACAUAUAAAUUUAUAUUAAAUAAGGCUCUAAGUUACAUAAAUUAUAAGGUUCUAU